Molecule: messenger RNA, 1588 nt
Organism: Triplophysa rosa
Lineage: Eukaryota; Metazoa; Chordata; Actinopteri; Cypriniformes; Nemacheilidae
Gene: anxa5a
Product: annexin A5a
Exons: 13
Coding region: 142-1092 (316 amino acids)
Biological process (GO): negative regulation of coagulation
Cellular component (GO): cytoplasm
Molecular function (GO): calcium ion binding; calcium-dependent phospholipid binding
Source: RefSeq, a predicted model, not a curated record
GUUUUGGGGGGCGUGGCCUACAGUCACCUACUUCUUUCAGUCAUUGUCGGCACGCGCCACAAGUCAGAUUAAACCUACAGGUGACAGAAUAUAUUACUGUAACAGAUUUUAGGCUGUCUACACCUGUACACCUCAGCACUUAUGGCAACCAGAGGCAGCGUGAAACCCUUUGUGAACUUCAAUGCAAAGCAAGAUGCAGAACUUUUGCGCAAGGCCAUGAAAGGGAUUGGCACUGAUGAAGAUACCGUCCUCAUGUUGCUGACAUCUCGCUCUAAUGACCAGAGACAGGAAAUAAAAGCAGCCUAUAAAAAGGCCUUUGGCAAGGAUUUAGAGAAAGACUUGCGAUCGGAGCUCGGCGGAAAGCUAGAGGAUCUCAUUGUGGCUCUUAUGUCUCCACCCACAAUAUAUGAUUCUAAUGAACUCCAUAAGGCCAUCAAGGGUGCAGGUACGGAGGAUAAAGUUUUAAUUGAGAUCCUGGCCUCCAGGACAUGUGAUGAGAUAAAAGAUAUCAUCAAGGCUUACAAGAAAGAGCACGGAGGCAAGCUGGAAAAAGACAUCAUGGGUGAUACAUCUGGACAUUACCAGAAGAUGCUGGUUAUCCUCCUGCAGGCAAAAAGGGAGGAGGGAGUAGAUGAGAGCAGAGUGGAGAAAGAUGCCAAGGAGCUGUUCGCUGCCGGAGAACAGAAAGUAGGCACGGACGAGGAGAAGUUCAUCAACAUACUCGGCAACAGGAGCGCAGAACACCUGAGAAAAGUGUUUGAUGCCUACAAAAAGAUUGCCGGCUGUGACAUUGAAGAGAGCUUAACAGAUGAGUGUACCGGGAACCUUGAAGCACUGCUGCUGGCUCUGGUGAAGUGUGCAAAAAGUGUGCCCGGUUAUUUUGCCGAAUCCCUUCGAGAGUCCAUGAGGCGUGCUGGCACUGACGACAAGACGCUCAUAAGACUCAUGGUGUCUAGAAGCGAACAGGAUAUGCUGGACAUCAGAGCGGCAUACAAGAAGAAAUAUGGCGAAUCACUUUACUGCACCAUACAGGAAGACACUGAUGGAGAUUACCAGAAGGCCCUGCUCUACCUGUGUGGUGGCAAUGAUUAGAUACAGCAUAGUCAUUUUUCUUUAUGCAAAAAUUAAUUUGUGUUUGUUAUAUAAUUGUUAUAUCAAUUCUUGUCUUGUUUCUUAACUUAUACACAUUCACAUUUUCUUGGUUUAGUAUUUUGCAUUUAUGUACCUGUAUGUUACCUUUUAUGCUUUGUGGUUUUUCAGUGUUUGAGUACUGGAGGUUAUAUUGAGGCAUGAAUUGGUGUUGAAUUUGUUUCUUUUAAAGUGUUGUUUGAAGGUUUUUGAUUAAGAAAAAAGCAUGACAUGUUUUGGACCAUAUUAAAUGUUUCUGUAUUUAGUUUCACCUGCUAAGAAUAUUCGUACUUCUGCCAUUAGAUGGCAGUAUUGUUUUAAUAAAUUGUUUUAAUCUCUUUCUCAUCCUGUUUCCACUUAUGUUAAUGUUACAUUUUUUACAUUAAUUAAAGAGUAAAGUUGAUUUGUGUGUAUAUAUCCUUAUCAAAACGUGUAUAUCCAUGUUAUAUACAUAUGUCAA